AUGACCAAAGCAGAAGAACUCGUUAUUGUUAUUGGUGGCCCAGCUGGUACCGGCAAGACCACUAUCGGUUCAAAACUUGCCGAACUUCUACACUGCCCCUUUUUAGAAGGAGAUAGUUUUCACUCCAAAGCCAAUAUCGACAAAAUGGCACAAGGAAUCCCAUUGACUGACGAGGAUAGAUAUCCGUGGCUCACAACUUUGACUGAAAACGCAGUUGAGACUUCGACGAACGACCCAAGCAGUAUCUCAGUUGUUUCAUGCUCGAUGCUGAAGAAGGAAUACAGGAAGUUCAUCAAGUCUAUUGGUUCUCACAGCUCCAACAUUGACGAGAAUGUUGAAGUGAAGUUUUUGUUCAUCUUCCUGUACACUGACUACCAGGCCCUGCUCAAUCGUGUGGCUCAGAGGCAGGAUCAUUACAUGAAGAGUGAUAUGGUGAAGUCCCAAUACGACAUCAUGGAGAUUCCAGCGGAGAAGGAUCUUAUUGAAGAGGGUGGAGACGAGUAUGGAAUCAACACGACCGGAAGGUCCAUCGAGGACAUUCUGGAGGAAGUUUACGACGUUAUAAAAGAUGAGCUCCAUGCAUGA
Kuraishia capsulata CBS 1993 is the source of this 585-nucleotide messenger RNA. RefSeq lists its product as uncharacterized. Gene Ontology annotation, cellular component: cytoplasm. The transcript has a single exon. The record is from RefSeq and is a predicted model, not a curated record. The coding region runs from base 1 to 585 and encodes 194 amino acids. Lineage: Eukaryota; Fungi; Ascomycota; Pichiomycetes; Pichiales; Pichiaceae. Gene Ontology annotation, molecular function: gluconokinase activity.